UCAAAGGGCGUUGCCAUGGUGAUUGCGUUGUACCCUGAAGCCAUGGAGUACACAGGCAGCAGUUACAUCGGGGACUAUCACAAUGGCAGGAUGGAGGGCAAUGGGGUGUAUACGCUGCCAACAGAAACAAGAUAUGAGGGAGGAAUGAAAGAUGGCAUGUUUCAUGGCAAUGGAACCCUAUACUUUCCAAAUGGAAGCAAAUAUGUCGCUUCCUGGGACAGAGGUGCUGUAAUACAGGGUAGCUACAUAUUUGCAGAUGGAUUGGAAUAUGAAGAAGAUGAUUGGACAUAUUGUGAUCACUAUGACAGACGCUUUUACACUGAAAUAUGUAAUGGAUUGAAACCAGCAGGUCGAUCUCAACUCACAAACCUGGAUCCACCUAGAACAAUUCCAGAAGGACAUUAUGAUUGUGGUGAUGGCUUUUAUAACCCAUUAACCAGAGUAAUCACUGGUUACGAUCGUGAAUUUCUUCGUAAUGCUGAUGAUGAUGAGCAUGAAUGGAUAGUCCGGACCUGUCGGAAGGGUUGGGAUCAGAUAACGGGAUACAAGCCUGAACUGCACCAGCAACAACUACCCAGAUACUCUUCAUGAUUGAGGGUGAACAUAUGGUACCCAUGAUAAUGCCUCACUGUAUCCUCAUUCCUUUGGUGUUCUACAACAAAUGCUAAAGAUGUUGUUUAAUUUGAAUACUUCUCAUACUUUAUCUUCUACUUUAGGAUAAUAAAUUGAUUCAACAAUUCACUUUAUAAAAUUAAAUUUCAUUUCAUUGGAGAGUCUAGUAAAAUAUUAACUGCAGUCUUUCCUGAGUCUUUAGGAUUAUGUAAGACAUGAUCCAUAAAAUUACAAUUUAACAUUUUUUUUCUUUUGAUAACUAUUAAACACAAUUUUGAUAAUGAUAGACAUAUUCAAGAAGUAAAUUGAACAGUAGUUACGCUGAUGUGUAUAUAGGUGUACUUGAUAUUUGUUAUAUAAAUUUGUUCUGCUAAAGUUGCGGUUGAUCCCCAAUCUGGUUAGCCUAAAGUAAAUUAUCCCUAUUGUACUGAUUUACAGGAUUACCAAUUUAAGUCAAAUCCAGACCCCAAAUGAGAUCCUCUGAGAUUCAUGAUUAUUAAUUGUAAUUUUGAUUUGCAUUAUUUUCUUUGAAUGCUGUUAAUAUUUUCCUGGCAAUAGUUAAGGAUAGCUGCUCCAUUUUAUAGAUAUGAUUGUGAGGUGGAAAUAUUGUGCUUCAGUGGUCACAUACGCCUACACAACUGUUCACCAGUAAAAAGUAAUUAAUUGCAAUUGUGGUGGAAUUGAAAUGAUAUAUUACGUUGAAAUGAUAUAUUAUACAUAACCUCUAUAUAAAGCAUAUAUACAUUUAUAUUUUGCUACACUUGCUCAACCAAUUAAUUUAUCAAUUUUAACUAAUUAACAUAACAGCUUUGACAAAUCAGAGCUGAUAGUCAUUCACGACUGUUUAUUGGGUACAUGAGCCUUUUCUCAGUCAUAUGUGUUCCAACAAAAGGUUAUCAAACUACUUGUCCAAAAAACAUAAUGACUCGUAUUACAUCCUUUGUCAGCCCUGAAUUUAGUAGAAGAGUGCAGCUGGACUAAAUUAUUUAUAUUAUAAACCUGUUCGUGCUCCAUGUCUGUCACAAAAUUGGAAGGAGAUUCAUAAGUUGAUUCUUAGGGAGGAAAUCAAUUCUAGUUCAUUUUGGAUAUAAAAAUAAUAAAUGUUUCUGGCGUCAGUGCAUGAAUGUAGUAUCUCAUUCUGUGGUCGGGAGGGUGGGAAAUCAGCCACAUCCUAUGCUGCACUGGCCAAUAGUGUACGGAGCUGUAACAGGGGAGGUGAUCUCAGAGGACCAUGUAUGGUACUGGUAACAGAACAGUACAAUCUUGUGUACCAGGAUCAGCAGAAUUGUUCCUCAUGGACCUGAGGAAAUGAAAGGGAAAAAGAUUCAACUGCUUUCAUGACUACUGAUUGGGCUGUUAUAUGCCAAAGAGCACUAAGUGGAACAAGUGUGGUGCUGGCCUCCCCACUGACCUACCCACAUAAUAUUGGGAUCUGAGAAUGAGUCUAGAAGCCUCACUUAAUUUUUUUUAAAAGUGUUAGCCAAUUAUUUUGUUUCUCAGUGUGAAUGACAAAAGACAAUAUGUCCCUGUGAGCUGGAAUUGCAGUACUGGAAUGCAAUUGGCCCCAGUGCCUCGAGGCUGUGGGAGGCAGUUGCAGAGGGGAGGAAAACUCAAAAAGUUUCUUGCUAACUAUUGACCACUUCUGGAAAACCUACGUGUUUUCAUAAUGCGUAACCACAGUACUUGGAAAAGUAUGAGGUCUACCACAGCUGCAUAGUCCAAUCAUUAUGCAGGCUGACACAUGGAGAAUGUCCAAAUAAGCAAGGUGUCAGAGUGGACAUUAUUUUAAUCUUCUAGUUUCGAUCCACAGUAAUUAAUGACUUGAAAUUUCAAUGUCUUUUCCUGCUCCCCAUAAGACUGAAACUUCAUAAACUAGAAAGGGCUUUUAGUAAAAAAAAAAAUCAGUGCAGUGAGACAAAUGCAAACAUCUAGCGACUACAUAACAGGUUUCGUCCACAAGUAUGUCUCAAAAAUGCAGAGAAAAGCUAUUGAUCUAAGAGAGUUACACUCCUGAAACUCUUCAUUGUUUGAUGUAAAAGAAAACAUUUUUGGGGAUAUGAGUCAUUAUAAAUUUGGACAUAAAACAGUUUUUAUUAGGACCAAUAACAUUUAUCAAAAUGGUGGUUAGGAACAUACAACUCAGUGCAAUACUGGACCAAUUUAAAUUACCUCCUCAAAUAAUUUUAUGAACAAGGCUCUGUUGUUAGAGGAUUUAUGAUGUUAGUAAUUGUGCAUUGUGUAAACAAAACAAGGGUACUGUUUGUUCCAAUGGUGAAAUUGUUUCCUGUAAUAUAGUAGAGCUUUAAAUCACAG
Molecule: messenger RNA, 2925 nt
Organism: Chiloscyllium plagiosum (whitespotted bambooshark)
Lineage: Eukaryota; Metazoa; Chordata; Chondrichthyes; Orectolobiformes; Hemiscylliidae
Gene: morn5
Product: MORN repeat containing 5
Source: RefSeq, a predicted model, not a curated record